CAAGAACGGCAGCCAUACACGGGACAAGAACCAAAAUUGUCGAAUUGGUUUGCUUAGCUGCUGGACAUGGAUAAGGGAGCACCUCGGAAGGCCAAGCUCCUCUCAGGCCCUCCCUCUCUUCGGCGCCUAUGUGCACGUUGGCUCUCGAGAUCACCCUCCAAGGUUGUCGAAACUGUCGAGCCCGCAGAGAAGUCGCACAAGCAGCAAGAUGAGCAGCAUUGUCGACGGUCGUCGCACAACGAAGACCUGUUCGAGGAUUGCGAGGUGACGCUCAACGGGUUGACGUCCCGGAACCCGCACUGCUUCCUGGAGCUGACGGCCAAAGGGAAGCCCCUGGGCCGACUCGAGAUCGAACUGCGGGCCGACUUGGUGCCCAGGACGGCCGAGAACUUCCGGCUCCUCUGCACGGGAGAGAAGGGCUUCGGCUACAAGGGCAGCACGUUCCACAGGAUCGUCAAGGACUUCGUCUGCCAGGGCGGCGCAUUCGAAACGUCCACGGGCAAAAAGUGCGGCCGAUCGGCGUUCGAGCAGCGGUUCUUCGAGGACGAGAACUUCGCGCUGAAGCACACGGGACGCGGCCUGCUUUCCAUGGCCAACCUGGGGCGCAACAGGAACGGCUCGCAGUUCUUCAUCAUGCUCGCCAAGCAAGGCGCCGUUCAUGGACAACAGGCACGUGGUGUUCGGCAGGAUCACCAAGGGCAUGAACGUGGUCAAGACCAUGGCCUCCUACGGGACCAUCAGCGGCAAGCCAACGACCGAGACUCAAGGCGAAGCCCUUUAAUGGACCCGACACUGGAGCACCUUUGCACGAGGACAUACACGCCAGCACAGGUUAACUCACUCGUACAUGCUUCUGGCAAGGACAUGUGCUUCACACUUCUCCAUCAUCUAAUCGUGAUGGCCCGACCUUUUUUUUUUUUCGGUAGUUUACGGCCAUGUCGCUGCUAGACAGGUGCGUAAUGACGCGUUUCUCUCGACACGACAGGUGCCAUGGUUACACCGACACUGUUGACAAAAGAAAAGUAAACUCUCGGGUGUGGAACAAUGAA
Dermacentor albipictus is the source of this 1049-nucleotide messenger RNA. RefSeq names its product peptidyl-prolyl cis-trans isomerase A-like. Gene Ontology annotation, molecular function: peptidyl-prolyl cis-trans isomerase activity. The record is from RefSeq and is a predicted model, not a curated record. Gene Ontology annotation, biological process: protein peptidyl-prolyl isomerization; protein folding. NCBI's taxonomy places the organism in Eukaryota, Metazoa, Arthropoda, Arachnida, Ixodida, Ixodidae. Gene Ontology annotation, cellular component: intracellular membrane-bounded organelle.